Olea europaea var. sylvestris is the source of this 738-nucleotide messenger RNA. RefSeq names its product 40S ribosomal protein S15a-1. Gene Ontology annotation, cellular component: cytosolic small ribosomal subunit; ribosome. Gene Ontology annotation, biological process: translation. Gene Ontology annotation, molecular function: structural constituent of ribosome. The coding region runs from base 147 to 539 and encodes 130 amino acids. Lineage: Eukaryota; Viridiplantae; Streptophyta; Magnoliopsida; Lamiales; Oleaceae. The transcript has 4 exons. The record is from RefSeq and is a predicted model, not a curated record.
CACAUUUAUUAGGUUACAAUCGACUGCUAUAAAAACUAGAUUUUUGCAGCACUGUCUUCUCAAAAGCUCAAACCCUAGCUCCUGGUGUGGCGCCGGCUUCCUGAUAUCUCUCUUGGCUUCCUGCACAGCAUUAUCUAUAAGCAAAGAUGGUUAGAGUUAGUGUACUGAAUGAUGCUCUCAAGAGUAUGUACAAUGCGGAGAAGCGAGGGAAGCGUCAGGUCAUGAUUAGACCCUCUUCCAAGGUCAUUAUUAAGUUUCUCUUGGUGAUGCAGAAGCAUGGAUAUAUUGGGGAGUUUGAAUAUGUCGAUGACCACCGAUCUGGUAAAAUUGUGGUCGAACUGAAUGGAAGGUUGAACAAGUGUGGAGUCAUCAGCCCUCGCUUUGAUGUUGGUGUCAAGGAAAUUGAGGGGUGGACUGCAAGGUUACUUCCCUCCAGACAGUUUGGAUACAUUGUGUUGACGACAUCUGCCGGGAUCAUGGACCAUGAAGAGGCUAGAAGAAAGAAUGUUGGUGGAAAAGUGCUUGGCUUCUUUUAUUAGGCUAAUGUUCCAUGGAUGAAUUUGAAAAUUUUUCAUUAUUCGAAGAGCUUUUUGGUGUACUGUUGGGAUUGUAGACAUUAAGGAUAUGUUUUGUCCAUCUGCUUUCAAAUGCGAGUAGAGAUUUAAACUUGUUAUGUUUGAUCAUAUAUUUUUAUGGAUUGUUAUUUUUCAUCACCUUAAUAUGCAACUUUUUUUUGCC